GCGCUGUGUCCGGUGUGGGCGUGGCCGGCCUGGGCUCUGGUGAGUUCGGUGUAGCGGAGCAGCCAGUGCGCAGUGUCCACGGCUCAGUACAGCGCUCACACCGCAGCCAUGGGGAAUACGGUGGCCCGGGAGGACUUCGAGUGGGUGUACACCGACCAGCCGCACGCUGAACGCCGGAAGGAGAUCCUGGCCAAGUAUCCCGAGAUAAAGCAGCUUAUGAAACCCGAUUCUAACCUAAUAUGGAUCGUCUGUAUGAUGGUUCUCACUCAGUUCCUGGCCUUUUACCUGGUGAAGGACCUGGACUGGAAGUGGCUCAUGUUCUGGACAUACGUGUUUGGAAGCUGCAUCAGCCAUUCUAUGACCCUGGCCAUCCAUGAGAUUUCUCACAACUGCGCAUUUGGAAACAAUAAGGCCUUGUGGAACCGUUGUUUUGGGAUGUUCGCCAACCUGCCCAUUGGCCUUCCUUACUCAAUCUCCUUCAAGAGGUACCACAUGGACCACCAUCGCUACCUGGGUGGAGACGGCAUCGACGUGGAUAUUCCCACCGAUUUCGAGGGCUGGUUUUUCUGCACUUCUCUGAGGAAGCUUGUUUGGAUCAUCCUGCAGCCGCUCUUCUACACCAUUCGGCCCAUCUGUAUCAACCCCAAGCCCAUCUCUCGUCUGGAAUUAAUCAACCUGGUGGUGCAGUUUUCCUUCGACGCCAUGGUUUACUAUUUCUUGGGUGUGAAGACCAUGGUUUACAUGCUGGUUGGAUCUAUUCUGGGACUCGGACUCCAUCCUAUAUCUGGGCACUUCAUCGCUGAACAUUACAUGUUCUUAAAGGGACACGAGACCUACUCCUACUAUGGGCCGUUAAACUACCUGACCUUUAAUGUUGGCUACCACAACGAGCACCAUGACUUCCCAAGUGUUCCAGGCAAGAACCUGCCUCUGGUGCGGAAGAUCGCCGCGGAGUACUACGACCCCCUGCCGCAGUACACCUCCUGGGUGAAGGUGCUCUAUGACUUUAUAAUGGACGACACACUCUGCCCCUACUCCCGGGUCAAGCGGGAACUAAAAGGCGAGAUAAAACAGGAAUGAUUCCUCUAGGACCCUUCCUUCUGGCCCUCAGGGGUCCCAUACGCUUUAGUUUUGGGAAUAUGGAGUCUGCAGUACAAGGAGCCCCGAAAAUAUAAUUGCACCAGGACCCUCUCAGACUCCAUUUUUACACUCCAAAUGCUUCUAAUAUAAAAGCUAGAUAGAUAUAUUAUUUUUUUUUGUAAUUUAGGCGUGGGUAGUCAAGGGGUUAUAGAGUAGCCGUUACCCAUAGCAACCAAUAUGGAGGAUGGCCCAUGACAUCACCGAGGUGGCCAUAUUGUACGCUAAACGGUCUUCAGGGGCUUCGGAAAUUGUGUUGCAUCUGAUUCACGACAAUGUGUUUUCCGGAAAAGUCGCCGUGAUGGAGGCUCCUGCUAUAACCGCAGGUGUGUCGUAUCAUUUCAGGUCGCCAAGUGUAUCCCCUAGGUUCCCCUGUUACUUUACGUCUGGGCGGUCCUCAUAGGCUGCCUGUGUAAUACACUGGGUGUGUCUGUAGGGGUCACUCUUUUCAUCCCUCCCGCUACGAGGUCCAAAUGUCCCAAGUCUAGAGCUGAUUUCUGGUGUCCCAAAAAAAAAAAAAAAAAAACCUUUAAGAGACAGAAAAUCUUUUCCACUGCCCUCCCCUUUCCUUUUUAUUACUUUAUUGUGCCCUUGACGGGAGGCCUUCACUUUGCCAGUAGAGGAUAUCUUAUCAGCAGGACCUGGACUCUGGCUGGGACCCAAUGACGUUGGAUAGGACCUGGACUAUGGCUGGGACCCAAUGACGUUGGAUAGGGCGCCAGGCUCGCUGACAGCUAGAGCUGACUGUGCAGAAAUUGAGAGUGGACGGCUGUACUCCCGACACGAGAAGAAAGGAUUGUGUAGGACUUUGAGCCUCGAAACGCGUCGACAGAAGGAGAGAAAAAUAAAUAUGCAUUCCUGGGAAGAUCAAAACUAGACUUUACCAAGUCCUCGAUUCCUGCAACAAGGGGUUAAAGGUGUUUUCCAGGAUUUUUUUUUUUUUUUUACUGCUGAACUAUCCUCUAGAUAGGUCACCAGUAUCUGAUCGGUGGGGUGGACACGCGGUAUCCCCACCGAUCAGCUGUUUUGAGAAGGCGCUCCUGUGAGUGCCGCGGCCUUCUCCGUGCUGACCAGGCGCUGUGCUGAGAAGGCUGCAGCACUUAACGGACAGCCAGUGCCUUCUCAAAACAGCUGUUCGGUGGGGGUCCCGGUUGUCGGGCCCCCACUGAUCAGAAUCCUGGUCAUCAGUGUAAAACAU
Molecule: messenger RNA, 2335 nt
Organism: Bufo gargarizans (Asiatic toad)
Lineage: Eukaryota; Metazoa; Chordata; Amphibia; Anura; Bufonidae
Gene: DEGS1
Product: delta 4-desaturase, sphingolipid 1
Exons: 3
Coding region: 109-1080 (323 amino acids)
Biological process (GO): ceramide biosynthetic process
Cellular component (GO): membrane
Molecular function (GO): sphingolipid delta-4 desaturase activity
Source: RefSeq, a predicted model, not a curated record